AUGGCGGAGACUAUCCGUAUCCUCAUAUCCACAGAUAAUCAUGUCGGCUACAACGAGCGAGAUCCCAUUCGUGGGGAUGACAGCUGGAAGAGCUUCCACGAAAUAAUGUGCCUGGCCAAGGAGCGAGAUGUCGAUAUGGUGCUACUGGCUGGAGACCUGUUCCAUGAAAACAAACCCUCACGGAAAUCCAUGUACCAAGUGAUGCGGUCGAUUCGGAUGAAUUGCUUCGGAGACAAGCCGUGCGAGCUAGAGAUGCUCAGUGAUGCGAGUGAGAACUUUCAGGGCGCAUUCAACCAUGUCAACUAUGAGGAUCUGGAUAUGAACGUGGCGAUUCCCAUCUUCUCUAUCCACGGUAACCAUGAUGAUCCGUCUGGGGAGGGUCAUCUGGCCGCACUCGAUCUCCUGCAGGUAUCUGGUCUACUCAACUACUAUGGCCGGACCCCAGAGUCAGACAACAUCCAGAUCAAGCCCGUCUUGUUACAAAAAGGUCGCACAAAGCUCGCACUUUACGGAAUGAGUAAUGUUCGCGACGAACGACUGUAUCGCACCUUUCGUGAUGGCAAGGUCAAAUUCUUCCAGCCGUCAGUUCAGAAGUCCGAUUGGUUCAACCUAAUGUCUGUACAUCAAAAUCACCACGCGCAUACGGAAACUAGCUACCUGCCGGAGAACUUCCUGCCGGAGUUCCUUGAUCUGGUUGUGUGGGGUCAUGAGCAUGAAUGUUUGAUUGACCCCAAGCUCAACCCAGAAACGAAGUUCCAUGUAAUGCAGCCAGGAUCGUCGGUCGCGACUUCGCUAGUCCCGGGAGAGGCUGUAGCAAAGCAGGUCUCAAUUCUGAGUGUCACUGGUCGGGAGUUCAAGAAUGAGCCUAUUCGACUGAAAACUGUGCGGCCGUUUGUCAUGCGCGAGAUUGUCCUUGCAGAAGAAAAGGGCGCUCAAAAGCUUGCUCGUAAAGAAAACAACCGGACAGAAGUAACCCGAUUCCUGAUGACCAUCGUUGAGGAGCUUAUUGAAGAGGCCAACGCGGAAUGGCUGGAGAUGCAGGGUGAGUCUAACGGUGACAAUGAUGACGAGGCACCUGAGAUUCCUCUUCCACUUGUACGCCUUCGUGUGGAGACUUCCACCCCUGAGGGAGGAGCCUAUGAGUGCGAGAACCCACAGCGAUUCUCCAAUCGUUUUGUGGGGAAGGUCGCAAACGUCAACGAUGUGGUUCAGUUCUACCGCAAGAAAAAGACGGCAGGUACGCGCGCAGGAGCUGCAUCGGUCGAGGAAGAGACAGCUGUGUCUCAUCUCUCGGCCCUGGACACGGUGAAAGUCGAACAGCUCGUCCGCGAGUUCCUAUCAUCGCAAUCGCUUAGCAUCCUGCCGCAAAACUCUUUCGGUGAUGCAGUCGCUCAAUUCAUUGACAAGGAUGACAAGCACGCGAUGGAGAUGUUCGUCAAUGAAUCCCUCGAAAAUCAAGUCAAACAUCUGUUAUCGCUGGACCGAGAAGACGAUGAAAUGGACGAGGAAGAGGGAGAACAGAGCUCCUUGUCAAAUGCUAUGGAAAAAUACCGCGGUCAGAUGGAAGACAUGUUCUCCAAGGGCGUGAAGAGGCGCACCCGUGGAAAGAAGCGAUUCAAGCCCAAGCCAGAUGGCUGGGACUCUGAAUUUGAUGGAGCAUGGGAGGACCAGCCCGGUGCAUUGAUCCAUUCUGACAAUGAAGGUGGAGAUAAAGCGGAGGAAGAAGCUGGAGAAGAUGGAGAAUCUCCCACGACUGGUCGUGCCGCACCCGCCACUCGGGGCCGCGGUAGAGGCCGGGGCCGGGGCCGCGGUGCUGCAGCUAGUGCGCGACCCACCAAGGCUAAAGCUGCACCGGCAGAGAAGGCUACGAAGGGUCGUAAGAAGCAGGUUGUCUCUGAUGAAGAAUCAGACGUCAUCAUGCUGGAGGAUGAUGAUGAUGAUGAUGCUGGAGCCCAAGUCAUCUCCGAUGAUGACGAUGACGAUUCACAAGCAUUGUUUGUGAAGCAGCCCCGCGCCACUGCUGCAGCGAAGACACGAAAGACUGCUGCCCCUGCCCCUGCUACUCAACGUCGUGGACAGGCUGCCGCCUCACCAGCUCCUUCGUCGGUCACUGCUGGUGGGACGGCUCCACGCCGAGCUGCUGCGCGAGGGGGCAAAUCUCAGUCUACGCUCAGUUUCGCCGGGUCCCAAGCCAGUGCGCCUCAGUCAUCCCGACCCAGCCGUUCCACUCGGAAUACAAGUAUCAUCAGUGACGGCGUUGAGGAAGAUUCUGAUGAUGAUGCCUUUGAAGAAAUGCCUACUUUCAAUUCGAGGCGACGCAGAUGA
Messenger RNA from Penicillium salamii, 2325 nucleotides. NCBI's taxonomy places the organism in Eukaryota, Fungi, Ascomycota, Eurotiomycetes, Eurotiales, Aspergillaceae. The record is from the annotation of a GenBank genome assembly.